AUGGCCGCCUUCGGGGCAAGCUAUUUAUCUGAUGGCCGCAAAGUCUUAAGCGGUCCAGGCCAGUUCACCGUCCUGUUUCUAUCAACAAUCACUAACAAUCAGUGGACCGAGUGGCUGGCGUUCUUUCAUUCUCUGGCAUCACCGUCGAGACUCGAGUUGAUGGAGUCUGUCGACGAUAUGCUCCACAUGGGGCGGGUAGUCGAAAUCAUCGAAAUCGCGCCUUGUCACACCCGCGCCCAGACGCCCUAUAUCCCCGCGGCGGCCACGCCUUGCGCGGGAUGCGACGGUACGACUAACUCACCCAUUGUACUACGGCUACGCCCAACAACAGCCGAAGCCAAACCGAAAAGCCUGGUAAGUGAUCAUCCGACUCAGGGUACAGAAGUGGAAGACCCGGAUACGGAGAUGACGGAUGCACCGGCGCUCGAGGAGGGCCGGACAGGUGCCGAUGCUGAAGAACGGUCCGACGAAGAAGAAAUCGGGUACGGCAGCGAGAUGAGUGGCGUAGAAUACAGCGGCCGUUCGACGAGCAUCGCCCAAAUUUUUGAAGAUAUUAUCCAUGUCUCUACACUCAUGGAUAUGGAAUGA
This is a messenger RNA of Colletotrichum higginsianum IMI 349063, 588 nucleotides long. RefSeq lists its product as uncharacterized. NCBI's taxonomy places the organism in Eukaryota, Fungi, Ascomycota, Sordariomycetes, Glomerellales, Glomerellaceae. Bases 1 to 588 code for a protein of 195 amino acids. The transcript has a single exon. The record is from RefSeq and is a predicted model, not a curated record.